Nanorana parkeri is the source of this 1061-nucleotide messenger RNA. Its product is annotated as EH domain-containing protein 4. The record is from RefSeq and is a predicted model, not a curated record. The coding region runs from base 135 to 1058 and encodes 307 amino acids. Gene Ontology annotation, cellular component: perinuclear region of cytoplasm; recycling endosome membrane; plasma membrane. The transcript is spliced from 4 exons. Gene Ontology annotation, molecular function: GTP binding; cadherin binding. NCBI's taxonomy places the organism in Eukaryota, Metazoa, Chordata, Amphibia, Anura, Dicroglossidae. Gene Ontology annotation, biological process: cilium assembly; protein localization to plasma membrane; endocytic recycling.
GGGCUCAGGUGACGUGUCCGUGUCUGGGGAUAGGCGGAUCCCGUACACCCGGCGAUAACAAGGAAGUGCUCAGCCCAUGCUGGAGAGCAGCGGACACUUGACAGGGCGCAGCACUCGGGGAGAACCCAUAGGACAUGUUCAGCUGGAUGGGGAAGGAGAGCGGCUCCGGCCGCCAGCAGCAGGACGUGCACCAGACGGUGACGGGCGGCCUGCAGGCUUUGUAUACCGGGAAGCUGCUGCCUCUGGAGGAACAUUACCGCUUCCAUGAGUUCCAUUCCCCGGCGCUGGAGGAGGCGGACUUCAAGAACCGGCCCAUGGUGCUGCUGGUGGGCCAGUACAGUACGGGGAAGACCACCUUCAUCAGAUACUUACUAGAACAAGAUUUUCCAGGAAUGCGAAUUGGACCUGAGCCUACAACGGAUUCAUUCAUUGCUGUCAUGCACGGUGAAAAAGAAGGAAGCAUUCCAGGAAAUGCGUUGGUUGUCGACCCCAAAAAACCCUUUCGUAAACUAAAUAGUUUUGGGAAUGCCUUUCUAAACCGGUUUAUGUGCUCACAGUUGCCCAAUCAGGUUCUUCAGAGCAUCAGCAUCAUCGAUUCUCCUGGAAUCCUCUCUGGAGAGAAGCAACGUAUUAGCAGAGGUUAUGACUUCUGCCAAGUGUUGCAGUGGUUUGCAGAACGGGUUGACCGGAUCAUUCUCCUCUUUGAUGCCCAUAAAUUGGAUAUAUCCGAUGAGUUCUCAGAAGCAAUUAAAGCCUUUCGGGGUCAAGAUGACAAAAUCCGGGUGGUUCUCAACAAAGCUGAUCAAGUAGAUACCCAGCAGCUAAUGAGAGUCUAUGGAGCCCUCAUGUGGUCAUUAGGAAAAGUGAUCAACACCCCAGAGGUGGUCCGUGUUUACAUUGGCUCAUUCUGGGCAAAACCUCUGCAGAAUACUGAGAACAGGAAACUCUUUGAAAUGGAAGCCCAAGACCUCUUUCGGGAUAUCCAGAGCCUGCCAAAGAAUGCCGCACUCCGAAAACUAAAUGACCUGAUUAAGAGAGCUCGCCUUGCCAAGGUAUGAUUA